GUUCCUUUUCACAUUGACGUCUGUGGUCUCGUACGUGCAGGAAUAAACGUGAUUAUACGGUACUAAGGCUGGAGUGGAGGGAGGGACAGCGAUACAGCGGCGCUGAUCGAGCAUCACUCAAAACCAAACCCUAGAGGAUCAUGGGAGGUGUGGCGGUGGAUGAGGGCUCCGGUCGGGUGAAGGCCCCAGAUGGGGGGUGGGGUUGGGCGGUCCUGGUGGGCUGUUUCGUCAUCACAGGCUUCUCCUACGCCUUUCCUAAGGCGGUCAGCGUGUUCUUCAAAGAGCUCAUCAGGGAGUUUGGAGUGGGUUACAGUGACACUGCCUGGAUCUCCUCUAUUCUGCUGGCCAUGCUCUAUGGCACAGGUCCUCUGUGCAGUGUGCUGGUGAAUCGUUACGGGUGUCGGCCUGUUAUGAUGGUGGGGGGCCUGUUUGCCUCCCUGGGCAUGAUCCUGGCAUCCUUCGCCACCAGCAUCAUCCACAUUUACCUGUGCACUGGAGUCAUCACAGGCCUUGGUCUGGCGUUGAACUUCCAGCCCUCUCUGAUCAUGCUGAACCGCUACUUUAGCGAGAAGCGUCCCCUGGCUAACGGGCUGUCGGCGGCGGGCAGCCCCGUGGCGCUCUGCUGCCUCUCCCCCCUGGGCCAGGUGCUGCAGUUCCAGUACGGCUGGAGGGGGGGCUUCCUCAUCCUGGGGGGGCUGCUGCUCAACUGUUGUGUCUGCGGGGCCCUCAUGAGGCCCCUGGUGGCCCCCAAGGGCCCCGAGCUCACGGAUGAGGAGAAGGAGAAGGCGGACGGCGAGAAGGACAGAGAGGAGGCGGGGAAGGGCAAGCCGAAGGCCAAAGCGAAGCUGCUGGACUUCUCCGUGUUCAAGGACCGCGGGUUCCUCAUCUACACCAUCUCUGCCUCCAUCAUGGUGCUGGGGCUGUUCGUGCCCCCCGUGUUCGUGGUGAGCUACGCCAAGGAGAUGGGGAACGAGGACACCAAGUCCGCCCUGCUGCUCAGCAUCCUGGGCUUCAUCGACAUCUUCGCUCGGCCCACGUGCGGCGUGAUCGCGGGGCUCAAGUGGGUUCGCCCGCGCUGCGUCUACCUCUUCAGCUUCGCCAUGCUCUUCAACGGCAUCACGGACCUCAUCGGAUCCCAGGCUAACGACUAUGCUUCCCUGGUGGUCUUCUGUGUGUUCUUCGGCAUCUCUUACGGGAUGGUGGGGGCUCUCCAGUUUGAGGUUCUCAUGGCGAUCGUCGGCACGGAGAAGUUCUCCAGUGCCAUCGGAUUAGUUCUUCUGAUGGAAGCCAUGGCUGUGCUCGUCGGUCCUCCCGGAGCAGGUCGGCUCCUGGACGCCACCAAGAACUACAUGUACGUGUUCUUGCUGGCAGGAAGUGAGGUGGUCCUCUCGGCUGUGGUGCUCGCUACGUGUAACUUCCUGUUUAUCAAGACAAAGUCGUCAGAGCCGGGGGCGGAACUGGAGAGCGGGCCGGUGGCCAGCGAGAUGGAGCAACUCAACAAGCCGCCCCUGGACGGAGUGGAGGAGAAGGGAGAAAAGGAGGAGAGAGAGAAAACAGAGGUGAAGGAGAUCAAAGAGAAGGAGGACACCGAAAACGAGAAGGACAAGGCGGAGAUCAGACCAGACAGCAUAACGGUAGACUCUGAAGAGGUGGAGAAGUUCCUGAAAGAACCGGAACAUAAUGGCAGCGUGCUCUCCAGCCCAGAAACCUGCCUGUGAAGGGAAAGCGAGCUCAGAGACACAAACCUGUAAACCAGUGCAAGGCAGUUGGAAGCUCUGUUUCGAAGAAGUGACCUGCGGAGCACCUAGAGGUCGUCAGAGCUGUCCCCACCCUCCAGUAUUUAUUUGCGGUGUCGUAUGUUGUGUUUGUUGUUUGUGGGGCUGUGCCAUGGCAAGACGCUCCAAUGACACAGACAUGCAAACCUUAGGCAAAAUAGAUUUUGAGUAUUACUCUAACCAGCAUUGCCACGUGAAAUAUGGGCCAACAGUCGUUGUGACUGAUGUGUCAAAUUCCAGCACAGUAUAUAACGGAUUUGUGUGGAUUUGUGUUACCUCACACACACUAUAGACCAACCAAUUUGACUGUAGAUCUUGAGAGAACCUGCUAGAAUCAACUGUUAGAGGAGAAAGGAAAGGCAGAACGGAGAGUACUAAUUUGUGACCAGUGUAGAACUUGCCGAUGUUCAAAGUUUAAACAAAGAUUUAAUUGCGGUUGAUAUCAAAUGGAUAUUGAUAUUAAAGGUAAUUACACUUCAAACGCUUAUGGAUUUGGAAACCAGCGAACACGGAAGAGAGUUUGCCAGACUGUUACUGUUCCUUUCCUCAAGGCUGAACGGCACAGCCUCACUGUUAGUCCAGCAUUCACAUUACCUGCUUUAGUGUUUGAGUCACCAUCAAAUAUAACUUACCUUGUGGCAGGGACGUCACUGUUUUAGUCCUUGGACAAUUAUUAGUGUGCUGUGUGUAUGUAAAUAAGGUUGGUUGAAUUGGUGAGAUUGAAGGUGAGAGGGAGGAAGCUAAACAGAGAGCCCAGGGGACGAGGUGUGGGGGGUCAUAUGGAGGAUGAACAUGUCAGACCUGGAGUCUCUGGACAGGUACUGUAACAGCCACCACCACCACCCCCUUAUGAACCAGAGGAAGCUAAACAGAGUGGAAGCAAAUGAAUUGAUGCUAGGUUGCGUUAACCUAGAGCUAACGCUAUGCUCCUAGAUCCGAAUACAAGCUUUACAUGUAAUUGUGUCUGUAUUGUGUGUGUAUCCGAAGGAAAAAUAAACCGUGAGAGAGAGAGAGAGAGAGAGAGAGAGAGAGAGAGAGAGAGAAAUGAAAAUCAAGAGACCAAGAGACAAAGUGAGAGAUGCAGAGACAGGCAACAUUCUUUCAAAGAGAAGUUUGUGUUUCGGUCUGGUCUUGACAGAUGGCAGUUCACAUUAUUGUCACUUACAAUACGUUUCAUAGAACUAGCAGACAGGCCUUUCAGAGACAACUUCCAACGCCAUAAUCAAAUCAAGACAGAGAUUGCUGGAUAUGUGACAUUUCAUCAUAAUUGUCUGUAGAAUGUAUUACACAUUUGUUUUCCAUAUUCAGGGUAUAUGGAAUAACGUAUUGCUCCCCAAAUGAGUUGUAUUUAUUUGCUUAAAUGACAAUGUUAAUACAUUAUUUUAAAACUUGAAUUUAGACAGUGCUGCUACAGUAUGCAGGAUAACGUUACUAAGGUGACGUGGGCAUUAUUUGUUUUUGGACAUCCGUUGGCAGCUAAACUGAAAAACAAAACAAAGAACCUCAAGUUGUUACAGUUGAAUGACGCCUCUAUCAUUUAGUUUAUUACAUAAUAAUGAAACUGUCCCACUGUCAGGGGUUGGAGCCUGAAUUCUAUGAGCUAUUCAAAACAUGUAAUUCGUUCAGUUUUACAAGUUUCUCAGUUUCAUGGGUGUUUCUAAAAGGAAACACAAUGAGUAAACAUUUUAGAGUAAAACUGAUGACUUAACUUUAAAAUAGUCACAUGUACUUUUUUAAGGACGAACAUCUAUACCAAAAUUGACGACCAGACCUACUGAAGUUUUCAGCUCAUGAAUCAUUCCUGAACAUCCAAUCGGUUCUUAAAUUAUAAGGCUAAUGAGUGUUUUUGAAACACUUAAAACACCCUCAAGGCAGGCACUGUAACAGCUGAGCGGUUCUUGUUUUACGCACACUCCGAUGCAUGCCCAUUCGUUUUGGGAACCAUUUUGUGUACUCUGACUGUGAUCUAGAGACGCCCCGACAUCCGGAAAGCAUUUCCCAUGAUCCCACAACCAGAAAUUAAACAUCCAUGUGACGUCCUCACUCAUCAGACAAAGGUUGCAGUGUUAAUACGUGUUUGUAUACAAAUGUAUUUUGAAAAUGCCAAUUGUUAUUCCCAAUCAUCCUAUUGGUUCUUUCAUUGACAUUUCACUCCACCGAACACAUACCUGGGGACUCCUCCAACUUGUCUCUAUUGUUGCGUCUCUGUCUGGUGAUGUCUGGUUCAAGUGACCAAUAAUUAUAGAUUGAUGAAGAAAUAAAUUUGUUUUCUU
Molecule: messenger RNA, 4048 nt
Organism: Osmerus eperlanus (European smelt)
Lineage: Eukaryota; Metazoa; Chordata; Actinopteri; Osmeriformes; Osmeridae
Product: monocarboxylate transporter 4-like
Exons: 6
Coding region: 141-1718 (525 amino acids)
Biological process (GO): transmembrane transport; monocarboxylic acid transport
Cellular component (GO): plasma membrane
Molecular function (GO): monocarboxylic acid transmembrane transporter activity
Source: RefSeq, a predicted model, not a curated record